Molecule: messenger RNA, 1865 nt
Organism: Sorghum bicolor (sorghum)
Lineage: Eukaryota; Viridiplantae; Streptophyta; Magnoliopsida; Poales; Poaceae
Product: protein DETOXIFICATION 41
Exons: 8
Coding region: 96-1589 (497 amino acids)
Biological process (GO): xenobiotic detoxification by transmembrane export across the plasma membrane
Cellular component (GO): vacuolar membrane
Molecular function (GO): xenobiotic transmembrane transporter activity; antiporter activity
Source: RefSeq, a predicted model, not a curated record
UUGUUCCAUUAUGGAGUGAACUCUAAGCUCACUGCAGAAAAUUAAAAUUAUGGAGUGAACUCUAAACUCAGUGCAGAACUUACCGAGAGCAGACAAUGGGGGAGGGCAGCAUCAAUGUGAUUGCACCUUUGCUGGACAUCGACGAAUCAUCUGGUGCGUCGGAGGUGCUGCUGCAGCAGGAGCCUGUACCAUGGGGCGUGCUGGCGCGGCUGGCAGCAUGGGAGGCCGGCAACCUGUGGCGCAUCUCGUGGGCAUCCAUCCUCACCACGCUCUUCAGCUUCACGCUCAGCCUCGUCACCCAAAUGUUUGUCGGACACCUCGGUGAGCUCGAGCUUGCCGGCGCCUCCAUCACCAACAUUGGCAUCCAGGGCCUAGCUUAUGGCGUCAUGAUUGGCAUGGCAAGCGCGGUGCAGACUGUCUGUGGUCAGGCAUACGGUGCCAGGAGGUAUGCAGCCAUGGGCAUUGUGUGCCAGAGGGCGCUAGUGCUCCAGCUCGCCACGGCUAUCCCAAUUGCCUUCCUCUACUGGUACGCCGGUCCGUUCCUGCGCCUGAUCGGGCAGGAGGCGGACGUGGCUGCGGCGGGGCAGCUGUACGCGCGUGGCCUGAUGCCGCAGCUGCUCGCUUUCACCCUCUUCUCCCCGAUGCAGAGGUUCCUGCAGGCCCAGAACAUCGUCAAUCCUGUGGCGUACAUCACGUUGGCAGUGCUCAUCUUCCACACCCUUGCCUCAUGGCUAGGCGUGUUUGUGCUUGGCUUUGGCCUCCUUGGAGCAGCACUGAUACUGAGCUUCUCUUGGUGGGUGCUUGUGGUGUUGACGUGGGGUUACAUCGUCUGGAGCCCAGCUUGUAAAGAAACGUGGACUGGACUGUCCUUGCUCGCCUUUAGAGGCCUCUGGGGAUAUGCCAAGCUUGCUUUUGCCUCGGCCGUCAUGCUAGCAUUGGAGAUCUGGUACGUACAAGGAUUUGUGCUUCUUACUGGUUUCCUCCCCAACUCGGAGAUUGCACUUGAUUCUCUCUCAAUCUGCAUCAAUUAUUGGAACUGGGAUUUCAAUAUCAUGCUUGGCUUGAGCUAUGCAGCCAGUAUCCGUGUCGGCAAUGAGCUUGGUGCUAGCCAUCCAAAGGUAGCAAGGUUCUCGGUCAUCGUAGUUGUCGUUGUGAGCAUCGCCUUCAGUUUCCUUGCGACGCUUACAGUCUUAAUUCUGAGGUAUCCACUGAGUACACUCUACACGAGUAGCGCAACAGUAAUAGAGGCUGUUAUCAGUCUGAUGCCCCUGAUGGCAAUCAGCAUCUUCUUGAAUGGAAUUCAGCCAAUUCUCUCAGGGGUUGCCAUUGGGAGUGGAUGGCAAGCAACAGUUGCCUAUGUCAAUGUUGGGGCCUACUACCUGAUUGGGCUUCCAAUUGGAUGUGUUCUAGGAUACAAAACAAGCCUUGGAGCAGCUGGAAUAUGGUGGGGUUUAAUUAUAGGGGUCGCUGUGCAAACGAUAGCCCUGGUCAUUCUCACUGCAAGGACUAACUGGGACAAGGAGGUGGAGAAGGCGAUGCAGCGAUUACAACAGACAGCUGUGGUUCCUGUAAACGACGUCAUCGCAUGAUCGAAGCGGGAGUGGACCUGGGUGACAGUGACACUGAUCUGGAGGCCGGAGCUCAGUUGUGUGGGAGCUUUUUCCUGCAUUUCUGCCCUAGCUUUAGGAUUCAUCUCUGAGAUUGUGGUAAUAAGCUGAAUUUAGGCUAUGAACCUUUUUUUUUUAAUCUAAUUGUCGAACUGCAAAUGGUUUGAUUUCUUGGAGUUGAUCCAUGAGCUUGAUACCCCGAAUCAUGUAUGUGUCGGCAGGUGGCAAUUAAGCACGUGUUUUUGAUUUUUGCCUUUC